Fukomys damarensis (Damara mole-rat) is the source of this 1236-nucleotide messenger RNA. RefSeq names its product CD79b molecule (gene Cd79b). The record is from RefSeq and is a predicted model, not a curated record. Gene Ontology annotation, biological process: B cell receptor signaling pathway; B cell differentiation. Lineage: Eukaryota; Metazoa; Chordata; Mammalia; Rodentia; Bathyergidae. Gene Ontology annotation, cellular component: membrane; B cell receptor complex; external side of plasma membrane. Bases 65 to 769 code for a protein of 234 amino acids. Gene Ontology annotation, molecular function: transmembrane signaling receptor activity. The transcript has 6 exons.
AAGUCACACAUUUUCCCCCAAGAACCUCAGACGUGGUCACGGGCUCAGGGACAGGGCUGUGACCAUGGCCGGGCUGGUGCUGUGUCCUGCGUCCGGUAACUGGCUGAUGGUGUUGGUGCUGCUGAUCUCAGGUGAGCCGGUGUCACCACUCACAGAUGAGGACUUGUACCUGAACCCCAAAGGAAGUGCUUGUUCCCAGAUCUGGCAGCACCCCCGUUUCAUGGCUAGGAAAAGGGGCUCUGUGGUGAAAAUGCAGUGUCACACAGAAAUUUCCAGCAAGGUGACCUGGUCCUGGAAGCAGCAGCAGGCAAAAGAUGAGGAGAUCUCGGUGGUGCCCCAAGGAAAGAGCCGCUUCCUGCAGACCAGCAAUAACACCGUCCACACCCUCACCAUCCAAGGCAUCCAGUUUGAGGACAACGGCAUCUACUUCUGCCAGCAGCAGUGUGACAGGAAGACCGGGAAGUCCCCCAGUAUCAUCCAGGGUUGCGGCACAGAGCUGCGAGUCAUGGGAUUCAGCACAUUGGCACAGGUGAAGCAGCGAAACACACUGAAAGAUGGCAUCAUAAUGAUCCAGACCCUCCUCAUCAUCCUUUUCAUCAUUGUGCCCAUCUUCCUGCUGCUAGACAAGGAUGACAGCAAAGCCGGGAUGGAAGAAGAUCACACCUAUGAGGGCCUGGACAUUGACCAGACGGCCACCUAUGAGGACAUAGUGACUCUGCGGACGGGGGAGGUGAAGUGGUCUGUCGGGGAGCACCCGGGCCAGGAGUGAGGAGCCAGCUCCCCAUGACCCAGGACCACUCCUGGGCCUCACUGACUGCAUCAGAGUUGCCUGGUUCAUGGCUCGUACCCUCCUCCCUGGACCCCCAGCUGGCCUCUGCGCCUGGCCCACCAGAGCCGCCUCCCCCUCCAGCUGUUGGUCCCAGCUCUUGCCAGGGGGCCUAGAAUAGGACAACAGACAGUGAUUUAGAACGGGAAGAUCUCUGGGGAUAGACUGGGCCAGGCUUCGGUGGGUGCUAUGCAGGAUCCCCACGUUUGGGACAGCAAAGCAGAGACUUGUUGAAACCUGCAGAUGGACUCAAGACAGACUGACUUCUUGUAGGGCCUUGGAAGGGCCGUGGCUCCCCAAGGACCCCAGAAGGCCACGGAGAACUGCGUUCCUCUCUCACAUCCUCUCCCGUCUGAGGGACUGCUGUACCUGGAGCCCAUUCUCCCAUGGAAUAAACAGUGUGUCUGACA